AUGCUUUUCAACGUAUGCUUUGCUUUCUGGGUCUGUCUUGUUCACGCUAUAAGCAUUCCAGUGACCUUCAGUGCCAGUGAGCUCCAGCACGUCCAGGGAGACCCCAAGGCUACACACCGAGUUGCGUUUGCUAUAACACGAAACGGACAGUAUAUGGGGGAAUUGGCGUUUGCUCUUUUUGGCGACACGACGCCCAAGACGGUGGAGAACUUUGUUGCCUUGACCAACAUGUCCAAGGGGUACGGUUAUGAGUUGGUUACGUUCCAUCGGAUCAUCAAGGACUUUAUGAUCCAGGGUGGAGACUUUGAAAAUGGCGACGGGACUGGUGGCCAUUCCAUCUAUGGGAAACGGUUCCCAGACGAGUCCUUCGAGGUCCACCACAAUAAGCGUGGUCGUCUCCUGAUGGCUAAUCUGGGGAAGGAUACCAACGGGGCCCAGUUCUUUAUUACCACCAAGCAAGACUGCCUGUGGCUUGACGGGAAACACGUUGUUUUUGGCCAGUUGGUUGGCGGGUUUGAGCUUUUGGAGAUGAUGGAGAAUACUCCAACUGAUGCUAAGAAUAAGCCUAACGAUAAAUGGGUUAUCAUGAAGGGCAUGGGCGUGCCUGUGGACUACCUGAUCCAAAGACCAUAUGACGAAUUGAAACAGGAGGCUGACCUUGAAGCUGCCGCUUUGCGUGGAGAAACGACGUUGAUCAAUGACCAGGUGAGGGAGGCUGAUAUUGCUGGCGAAACGGAUCCUAUGGGAGGGUACAUCUUCAUGGGUGGGUUCUGCUUGAUUGUGUUGAUCUUGUGGCGUCUUAACCAGCUGGCGAAGAGAUGCAAGAACCAUAACUUCUAG
Molecule: messenger RNA, 840 nt
Organism: Candidozyma haemuli
Lineage: Eukaryota; Fungi; Ascomycota; Pichiomycetes; Serinales; Metschnikowiaceae
Exons: 1
Coding region: 1-840 (279 amino acids)
Biological process (GO): protein peptidyl-prolyl isomerization; protein folding
Cellular component (GO): intracellular membrane-bounded organelle
Molecular function (GO): peptidyl-prolyl cis-trans isomerase activity
Source: RefSeq, a predicted model, not a curated record